Alternaria triticimaculans is the source of this 690-nucleotide messenger RNA. RefSeq lists its product as uncharacterized. The transcript has 4 exons. The coding region runs from base 1 to 690 and encodes 229 amino acids. Gene Ontology annotation, molecular function: protein binding. Lineage: Eukaryota; Fungi; Ascomycota; Dothideomycetes; Pleosporales; Pleosporaceae. The record is from RefSeq and is a predicted model, not a curated record.
AUGGCGGAAGCUGCGCGCAAUCAGCUGCAUCUCACAUUCAAGAAUCUACUCGCCUCUGGUGAGUUCUCUGAUCUCACUGUGACCUGCGGACCCGACUCGUACAAGGUUCACAAAAAUGUCGUGUGUUCCCGCGCGGAGUUCUUCUCUCGCGCUGUCAAGUUCGGAGGCAAGGAGACUGAGCAAGGCAGUGUCGAUCUUCCAGAAGAUGAGCCCGCUAUCGUCAAACUGAUGAUGCAGUACAUCUACGAGGGCGAAUACGAUCCUGCCCUUCCCGACAGUGGAUUGAGCAGUUCUAUACAGCCUGAGGUCACAGCAUCUUCGACCCCCACGGCAUCGCAAAGCAGAAACCCCCUGCCUAUCCCCGGCUCAUCUACACAGCUGAUGGUCCACGCUAAGCUCUAUGAAAUCGCCGACAAGUACGACGUAGUUGGUUUGAAAGAGCUGGUGAUUGAGAAGUUCAAGCGAGCUUGCCACAGCUUCUGGAACGAUCCCUCCUUCGCAGCUGCGGCUCAUCACGUUUUCUCCACCACCCCGGAACAUGACAAAGGCCUGAGGGAUAUUGUGUCGAAGACCAUCGCGGAACACAUGGCCGAGCUGGUGAAGAAACCUGAGGUUGAGGCGCUGCUUACCGAGUUCAAUGGACUGGCCUUUGGCUUGCUCAAGAUGAAGACGGAGGCUGGUUGGAAGUGA